UUAUCUAAACAUUAUGCAAAGGUAAAUUAAAUAUAGACAUAAAGGUAGAAUAUUUUUCACUAUUUCAUAAGGAAAAUAAUUUUUUGUUAGCAUUUUUGAUCUUGUAAACUGACUUAUAGGUUGUUGUGGGUUAAAUUACUUUUACUCUGGCUAAUAAAAGGUCAUACGUUUUGAGUUAUUUUGUAUUUAAUGAAUUGUAUGAACCAAAGGCGUUUGCUGUAAGUCGAUGAUACACACACACAUAUGAUAUGUCCAUAUAAACAUACAAACUCGAAUGUGUCGAGUGGGUUCAGGAUUCGAGUUCCGAGUGAAACCGAUUCAGUAUUUUGAUUCAUUUAAAUGAACCGACUCUUAAGAGUCAUUCGUUCGGGUGUCUGAAACUGCAUGCGCUCAUUUCAUAUCUAAUUUAAUAGAUUUAUUUCUCACAAUAUUUGAAAUCAUUUAACCUGGCGAUAUUUAGACAAAAAUGUUUUACGCAAUCUAUUCUCAUAUUUUAUUAUUUAAACAAAACACGUAAAUCUAGGUAAUUCAGAGGAGUGUAACGUAAGUCGUGUGCUAAUGAAGCUUCUCCCACAGCUAUAUGAGUUUAAAUGCCGAGGAAUAUCCUCCUCAUCUUCCCACAGCUGAAGCAAACAGGAGGAGAAACAACUGACAUACUAUAGUAAAGAUGGAGAUUGAGGAAGAACCCUGCAGAAUAAAGGGGGAAGAGACAGAGGAGGCAAUAGAAGUGAAAGAAGACAAACAGCGACAAUUGCAAAGACCUAAUAUCAAAAAUGAAGAUGGGAACGCUGCAAUUUCACAAUGUGAACAGAAUUUCAUUCAUGCCGGAGAGAAAUCACAUGUGUGUUCAGACUGUGGGAAGAGCUUUAGUACGUCAAGCAACCUAAAGAAACACCAGAGGAUUCACACUGGAGAGAAACCGUAUCAGUGCUCCCACUGUGACAAGAGCUUCACUCAGUCAGAAAGCCUGAAAAUUCAUCAGAUAGUUCACACUGGAGAAAAACCCUAUCAGUGCUCUUCAUGUGGGAAGAGAUUCGGCAGAUCAUUUAACCUACGUGAUCAUAAGAAAACAUGUCGGCGUUUCAAAAAUGAAGACGGAAACAUUGAUGCAUCACAGAAUUUCACACAGGAGCAAGCUGGAAUGAGUGAAUCUUUCAGCUGCUCUGAAUGUGGAAGGAGUUUCAUGCAUAAAGGAAACUUUAACGUUCACAUGAGAGUUCACACUGGAGAAAAACCAUACACGUGCGCUCGCUGCGGAAACAGCUUCAUUCGUAAAGAGCACUUACACGUGCACAUGAGGAUUCACACCGGGGAGAAACCGUUCACGUGCACUCAGUGUGGAAAGAGUUUCAUAUCUGAAUCCAAACUCAGAAGACACAUGAAGAUUCACACUGGAGAAAAGCCGUACGCAUGCACUGACUGUGGGAAGAGCUUCAGAUCGAAAAGUUUCCUGAAAGAUCAUCAUCGCUCUCACGCUGGAGUGCGCUCGUUCGGCUGUGAUCAGUGUGAUAAAACUUUCAUUACGUCGUCAACUUUAAGAUCACACCUUAAAGUUCACGCUGCUACAAAGCCUCAUGUUUGCACUUUCUGCGCAAAGAGCUUUUCAAGGUCUGAACAUUUGCAAGUUCACCAGAACAUUCACACCGGAGCGAAACCGCACGUGUGUUCAGACUGCGGGAAGAGCUUUAAAACAUCCAGCAGCUUAAAAACACACCAGAGGAUUCACACUGGAGAGAAACCGUAUCAGUGUUCGGACUGCGGGAAGAGUUUCUCUUGUUUAUCAACACUGAAAGAUCAUGAGAGGAUGCACAGUGGAGAAAAGCCGCAUCAGUGCUCGUCAUGUGGGAAGAGUUUCACUCGCUCUUAUAAUCUACAGAUGCACAUCAGUAAACAGUGUUGUCUAAAUCAGGGGUUCCCAAACUUUUCACCAUGACCCCCCACUAGUGAUGGGUCGUUCAUAAACGAUUCGUUUUGAACGAAUCUUUAAUAUGACUCGGGAACUACGAGUCAUCUCAGGGAGUGAUUCGUUCAUCCGCGCGUGCGCACAUUUGUGCAGGUAGUAUCGUUAAUUUCAAGUCUUC
Molecule: messenger RNA, 2081 nt
Organism: Danio rerio (zebrafish)
Lineage: Eukaryota; Metazoa; Chordata; Actinopteri; Cypriniformes; Danionidae
Source: RefSeq, a predicted model, not a curated record